This is a messenger RNA of Oikopleura dioica, 1368 nucleotides long. Lineage: Eukaryota; Metazoa; Chordata; Appendicularia; Copelata; Oikopleuridae. The record is from the annotation of a GenBank genome assembly.
AUGAAAAUUUUCAAGAGUCUUCUUUUUAUAACUCAGAUUUCUGCGCAGAAAAAAGUCAUCACAAAAGCAAAACUGCGAAAAUGGGAAAAGGCCGUGGCCGCAAGAAGGGCAGAAAAAGAGCUCGAAAAGAGCCAGAAAAUUGAAGCUACUAAGGACCCUCUUGGAGAAAUCAUCCUUCCCGAGAUCCCUCCAGAGUCGGAUAUUGAAUAUGAGCUGGCAGAGACGUUCGAUUAUUCGCCAAAUAAGCUUCCCGAAGAGCAGGUACCAGAUUACGCCGCUUUCUGGUACGGCGACAUUUCUCCGGAAAUCGAUGUCGAAGGCAUUCCAGUCGAAUACGAAAUGUUCAAUGACAUUGGGCUGCAACGAACGAUGGACGAAGUCGGGAUUUCAGCGGAUGAAUUUGACGAAAUCGUGGAAAAACAGUUUUUAGAUGAUAUUGAUGAGCGAACAAUUGAAAAAGAGAAAACAAAAUCAUCUCUCAGCUCUCGAAUGUCCGCCCAAUUCGAAGAUGGAAUCAAAGAAGAAAAAUCCGUUUCAUCUUUGGUCAAAAACUUGCUACGAAGCAAGAAGAAGUUGAGUCCCAAGGAAAAGAAAGAACUCGCGGAAAUACGAGCAGAGCGAAAGAAAAAAAAAGAGGCAAAAGAAGCAAAAAAGAAGAAGGCAAAAACGUCAACUCAGGAAAUAACGACAACUGAAGCUGGGAUAACAACAACCUCUACGACUUCGAUAACUACAACUUCGACGACAACAAGUCAGACAACAAGAAGAAAGCGGCCAAAAGGCAGACCAACUAAAAGGCCUCUUCGAACUAAGAAAACAACUACUUCCACAACAACAACAUCAACAACUACGACUUCAACAAUGACUUCAACAACGAGCACAACAUCCACAACGUCAACUACAUCAACUUCAACCACAUCUACAACUACAACACAAAAACCACUCCAGUCCGCAAAUCAUAACAGAGAGUCCUUCAUGUUGUCAAAGAAUGAAAUCCCAAAUUUCGACGAUCUCUUCUGCUGGAAAUGCUCUGCUCAAAACUUCGAGCAGUGCAAUAAAAUUGGUACUGCUCAAAAAUGCCCAGCUGAUCAAAGAACUUGCGCGAUCGAAUUGAGAAAGAGGGACGGAAGGGUUGUUGGUGUUCAAAUGGGAUGCCAGAGCUCGUGGACGUGCGAAGCGAAUAAGAAGCAGAACUUCAUUCAUCCCUACCCAAGACUGACGCAAUGCCGACCAGAGUGGAUCAUGCCGUAUUCCGUCUGUCGCCAAUGCUGCCACAGUAAUUGGUGCAACCGAGGAAAUGAUCCUCUUGAAACGCCGUAUUGGUUCAAACCUGUAGAUCGAUACGAAUGGGAAAUGAUUCGAGAUUGA